Colletotrichum chrysophilum is the source of this 1017-nucleotide messenger RNA. RefSeq lists its product as uncharacterized. The transcript has a single exon. The record is from RefSeq and is a predicted model, not a curated record. Gene Ontology annotation, biological process: transmembrane transport. NCBI's taxonomy places the organism in Eukaryota, Fungi, Ascomycota, Sordariomycetes, Glomerellales, Glomerellaceae. The coding region runs from base 1 to 1017 and encodes 338 amino acids. Gene Ontology annotation, molecular function: transmembrane transporter activity.
AUGGCCGUUGGCGGCGCCGUCUUCGCAGACCUCUUCAACGCCGAGGAGCGCGGGCGGGCUAUAUCGAUCUACUCGCUCGCGCCCCUCCUGGGCCCGGCCAUCGGCCCCAUCGCGGGCGGCUUCAUCACGCAGGAGACCACCUGGCGCUGGAUCUUCUACAGCACCACCAUCUUCGCGGGCCUCGUCCAGGGGAUCGGCUUGUUCGUGCUCCAGGAGACUUGCGCCCCGGUCCUUCUGGUCCGCAUCAAGAACCGCCUCGUCAAGGAGACGGGCAACACCGCCCUGCGCACCGAGUUCGACAACCCAGACCGCACCGUCAUUCGCGCCCUCGCUGGUGCUCUCACACGCCCCUUCCGCCUCUUCGGCACGCAGGUCAUCAUCCAGGCGUUGGCCGUGUACAUGAUGUACCUUUAUGGCAUCAUGUACCUCGUCCUCUCCACCUUCUCGGCCCUCUGGACGACAAGGUAUGGAGAGUUGACCGGCAUCAGCGGGCUGAACUACAUCUCGCUUGGCCUCGGCUUCUUCCUCGGGGCCCAGACAUGCGCCAGGUUCCAGGACCGCGUCUACAUCGCUCUCAAGAAGCGCUAUGUCCCCGACGGCGGGCCUGGGAAGCCAGAGUUUCGCGUGCCGAUGAUGGUUCCGGGGGCGGUUCUCGUGCCUGUUGGGUUGCUGAUAUACGGAUGGUCUGCGCAGUACAAGGCCCAUUGGAUCCUACCCAACCUUGGCGCGGUGCUGUUCAGCGCGGGCGUCAUUGUAGGGUUCCAGGGCAUUCAGGCGUUCUUAGUCGAUACGUAUACGAGGUACGCCGCGUCUGCCAUCGGCUCGGUCAUGGUGCUGAGAAGCGUUGCUGGGUUUGGGUUUCCGUUAUUUGCACCGGCUUUGUACCAUAGGCUGGACUAUGGAUGGGGGAACACGCUGCUGGCAUUGAUUGCCGUCGGUAUUGGUUUGCCUGGCCCCAUUCUAUUGUGGGUGUUUGGGGAGCGGCUGAGAAAGAGGAGUCAAUUUGCCGCUGGCUGA